CACCUCCCGCGCAAUUCCUGCCCACGGAUUCGGGACCAUCAAAAGCAAGUUCCAUGAGCUGCCCCACUUGAACGGGGCUGGGCUGCGUCUUUUAGACCCUACCUCGGCCUUGCUCCGAUCCUGCAUGUUCUUUCAGCCUCUGCUAGGACGAAGCAAUCGGCGCAAGAAGGAAGAAAAUCGGUAGCGGUCAAUAUGCCAGGUCGUGGUGGUGCUGGAAAUAUCGCUCAGGCGCAGGAGCAGAGUCGUAGGCUCGCUGAGGACCUCGAAGCCAAUCGUUCCCUUGCCUCUUCUGCGGCGUCGCCAGCAACAUCUACGCCCUCUCAACCACAAGAUUAUGCUCAUAUGGGCAGGGGUGGCGCUGGCAACUGGUAUCAACCGACGGAACUUGAAAAGGAAGGCACCUUUACGCAGCCUUCGGACGCGACCGCCAUUCCCACGUCUUCGAAGCCUCAUGUCUCUACGCCAUGGCAUCCGGAGACCCAAGAGCUGCCUGUUGCCAGGGCGGGAAGAGGCGGUGCGGGCAAUUUCAUGUGGAAGGAUGAAGAGAAGGAGAGGUUAAAGAGAGAAGAAGAAGAGCGUACUAUGGAGAAGGUCAACGAGAAAGUGGAGAGGGAUGUUGAAGCUGGGUUGGCAAAGCCCGGUGCGGCUGUGCUUGGGACCACCAAGGCGGGGAGGGGUUGGUGAGGCUCAGCGUAAGUGUAAAGUUUGGAUUGGGUAGGACCUCACGGGUGACCACUCAACAUCACAAACAUCUUCGUACAAUGUCCAUUUAUUUGUAUUAUCCAACAGCCAUACGGUGCUUUGGUAUUCGAGCUGAUGCUUCCUACUUUCUCAUUUCAAUCUACGUUAUCUAGCGGAGGGUGGAUUGUAGAAGAAGUUGUUGCUAUACCCAACAACCCCUCGAUGUGUUCCAUGGUUCUCACCUCCAUUUUG
Molecule: messenger RNA, 933 nt
Organism: Trematosphaeria pertusa
Lineage: Eukaryota; Fungi; Ascomycota; Dothideomycetes; Pleosporales; Trematosphaeriaceae
Exons: 3
Coding region: 193-684 (163 amino acids)
Source: RefSeq, a predicted model, not a curated record